This is a messenger RNA of Daldinia decipiens, 2243 nucleotides long. Its product is annotated as MFS general substrate transporter. The transcript is spliced from 5 exons. Gene Ontology annotation, biological process: transmembrane transport. The coding region runs from base 407 to 2068 and encodes 553 amino acids. Gene Ontology annotation, molecular function: transmembrane transporter activity. Lineage: Eukaryota; Fungi; Ascomycota; Sordariomycetes; Xylariales; Hypoxylaceae. The record is from RefSeq and is a predicted model, not a curated record.
AAGAUGCAAUGGGAUAGGAUACUUGGAUUCUGGGUCGUUAACCCCUUGUUCAAUUCCGAGUGGGGAAGCUCGCGGAGACGUUUGAUAUCCCGUAGAAUACUUAUUUCCCCAAGUUUAGGAUGUGCGGAGAGUCUGUGGACCUGUGCUUAUUUCGUCGACAAUGGUAACGGGGAGCGGCGCGAUGCUACGCUAUACUGCAUAUGCAUCUCGCUGUCAUCUGAAUCCUUGCCUGUACAUCCAUGGCUACCGCGAAGAGGAGUCAGUGCUUAUAAACAUGGAUCUCCAACUGCUACAUAUCUAUUUUAGAGACGGUUGUCCUCUCAAUGCGUGCUAGUAUUGUCAAUUGAUUUUGUAGAACAAUAGACAAACGACUACCAGGCCAUUCUCGUCAAAGCAAGUUGGCACGAUGCCUUGGGGAAUCCUCGAGAGCAAGCAUGAGGGACACGUCCCUGGAACAGUAAUACUUACGGAUCAGUCUGAUAUACCAGACGAAUACCGAAACGUCUCUCGAGAGCUGCUCAAACAUGGUACCGGGAAGUAUUCCAAUAUUAUAUUAACUCCUCAGCCAAGCGACUCUCCCAACGAUCCUCUUAAUUGGCCAACAUGGCGCAAAGAUGUUGUUCUUGUUAUCGUAGGUCUCUCCGCCGGAGUUGUGGGCGCGUAUGGGCCGAUGAUUUCACCGGGUUUUGUUGAAAUCGCCGCAGCGCUCGACGUAACGGUCAACACGCUUUCUCAAGCAACAGCCUGGGUAGUUUUAACGAUUGGGCUGUCACUCUUCGUCUUCAACCCGUUAGCUAAAAAGAUCGGGCGGCGCCCGGUAUAUGUAAUAUCAAGCAUCAUUAUGCUCUCCGGGAGCAUCUGGGGAGCCCUUGCAAAGGAUUAUAGUAGCUUCUUGGGUAGCAGAGUAUGGAGCGGCUUAGGAAUGGCACCUUACGAGAUACUCGUACAGUGCACGAUCGCCGAUAUCUACUAUGUCCACGAACGGGCCACUAGAAUCGCCGUCUGGAAUAUGUUCUUGUUAUGUGGUAUCAGCGGAGGUGCUCUUAUUGCCGGUUAUAUUAUCGAGGACCAAGGCUGGCAGUGGACUUUGAUCUGGUGUGCCAUAAUCUUUGGCAUGCUUCUCCCUUUCGUGAUACUCUUCGUCCCCGAAACCGCGUAUAGAAGACAGUCGUUUGAGCAACAGCUAGCAGUUAAAGGCACCAACAGCCAAGAUGCCAAGCCAGAGACUUCAGAGAAGAAGGAUGCCUCGUCCGGCCCAGAGGACAGUACUAAGGUUGAAACUAUAGAGACUGGUGUGGUAACUGAACGCAAAGAUUCGUAUCUACGAAGCUUGAAACUCUGGAGUGGUACUAUUUAUACUAGUACUCCCCUUUGGAAGAUUUUUCUGCGUCCGGUCGUCAUCUUCUUCUAUCCAGCCGUCCUUUGGGCAUUCUUACUUUACGGGGUCACCUUGACUUGGAUCGUGGUAUUUAGCGUCGUGAACGCAGUCAUCUUUACAGCACCGCCAUACAAUUUCUCGGUAUCAGAAACUGGGUUGAUCUCGCUAUCCCCCUUCAUUCUUACCUUUAUUGGUGAGGUCUUGUCGGGUCCAUUGACCGACUGGGUUUGCAUGUACCUGGCCAAGAAGAACCGUGGUAUCUACGAGCCCGAGUUCCGACUACCGCCUAUUAUCAUCUCAUUCUUCGUUGGUAUCGUCGGCUUCUUCGGAUUUGGCGCUACUGUUCAUUAUCAAACUCAUUGGUCCGGGCCGGUUCUAUGCUUUGGUCUAGCAAACAUGAGUCUUGCUCUGUCUAAUGCAUCUGUCUUUGGUUAUGUGAUCGACGCUCAUAAGGAGUUAAGCGAAGAAGCAUUCGUGGCUAUCAAUGCUCGGAAUAUUCUGACCUUUGGUUUGACUUACUUCGUCAACGAUUGGUUAGCAAAAGAUGGUGUCCUCGCGGUCUUUAAUGUACUCGGUGCUGUGUUUGUUGCCGUGAAUAUAUUGACUAUUCCUGUAUGGAUUUUCGGCAAGCGAAUUAGGGAGUAUAUCGCUAGGAACGAAGCGCUGCACCGAUUCAUGCACGAAGAUUAGGUGGUAAUACUAUUACUGUAACAGUAUUGAGAUGAGAUUUGGGAUCGUUAAUAUUGAUGAAUCAGAAUUGAAUUUCAAAUUUAUAGAAUAGGUAGAUUUACAAGAUUAUGAGAUGCUUCAUUAGGAAUGUUGUAAAGAAUAAGAAUUGGCUUCUGUUAGGUACGUAAUAGAAUAU